Molecule: messenger RNA, 807 nt
Organism: Wallemia mellicola CBS 633.66
Lineage: Eukaryota; Fungi; Basidiomycota; Wallemiomycetes; Wallemiales; Wallemiaceae
Exons: 2
Coding region: 1-807 (268 amino acids)
Source: RefSeq, a predicted model, not a curated record
AUGAGACAAUCACUCUUGGCUGCUGCCUGCCUACUCUCUAUCGCAUCAUCACAGCCAUUGGCCGAGAGAGGUGAAGAUUGUGUUCAAAAUUGCUUCCUCACUGGCAUUGUAGGUGUAGGUGCAACUGCCGCCUGUGGAAAUGGAAAUGAUUACAUUUCACAAGCAAUCUGUUAUUGUCAGACACCAGGUUUAGGAGACGCUUACUCGGGCUGUUUGGAGAGAUGCCCUGAAGGUGGUUUCGAGAAAGGACAACAUCUCAGAGAUGAAGUUUGUUCAGCUGCAAAUGGGCAACAAAGCCACGGUGGAGAGCAUGGUCAGGACGGCGAACAAGGUGGUAAGCAAGACCCAGGUCAUCACGUCGCUGGUAUAAUCUACGACAAAGUGCCACAAGCCCAAGGAAAUAUGGGUGAUUACGCUGGCGGUGACUACACUGGAGGCGCUCAAGGGGGAGCCCAAGAAGGUGCGCAAGGAGGUAUCCAAGGGGACACCAAAGAGGGCGCUAAAGGAGGUGUUAAAGAAGGCCAUGAUGGACACAAGGAGCACGAGCAAGGUCAUGCUCAGGAGGGUAUUCAGAGUCAAUCCUCAGCGGCACCUUCUCAAGCAUCAUCAGCUAGCUCCUCGUCGCAGACAUUCUUGACUCCUACACAAACCAAUACCAAGACCCAUAGCAACACCUCCUCUAUGACAUCCUCGGCCUCGCCAACAUCAACCGGAUUCGAGGACGACACAAGCAGCGCUGGUAGCAACUACCAAAUCAGCUGGGUUGUAGUAUUAGCAUCAAGCGCAGCUCUCUACUUCCUCUCUUAA